This is a messenger RNA of Colletotrichum navitas, 585 nucleotides long. RefSeq lists its product as uncharacterized. The record is from RefSeq and is a predicted model, not a curated record. Lineage: Eukaryota; Fungi; Ascomycota; Sordariomycetes; Glomerellales; Glomerellaceae. The transcript is spliced from 2 exons. Bases 1 to 582 code for a protein of 193 amino acids.
AUGAUCUACGAGUACUGCGACUCCGAGCUCAUCCCUUCCCGCAAGUGGCUCCACGUCCGACUUUCCCCUCCCGGGAAGCCGCGUGAAAAGAGGUGGUGGGUUUGCGACAUAUGCGGCAGAGAAGGGAAGGACUGCUACUGUCUCCGUCCCGUGCUGCACAAGAUCCACCCGGCGCUGCUGGACGAAGUGCACGACUUCGUCUUGCGGAAGAACGCCGUCCACCUGGAGCCCGCCGCGUGGUUCGACCUGGCAAAGCUCCACGACCCGGGCAGACGCCGUUCGAUGCGCGCCCCGAGCGGGCUCCAGGCCUUGUGGACGCAAUUCAUGGCGGGCCUGCGGAGAGUCGGUGUCAGCAUGCAGUGGGACCCUGCGUACCUUGCUGCGGUAUACCGCGCCUUGUCACAGAGCGCCCCUCUGUUGACAGAGCUGACCCUUUUCAUACCCGGACGGCAAAGGACGAUUGCGGACUGGGAGGCAUAUACCGGUUUCCUCUCACGUCUUUCCGGGAUCCCAGAACGGCACAGCUGGUCGGCUGCCCCGUUAAGCGAGUUUGUUACAGCUGCGGCGAGGAAAUGUCGUUGACGG